UGCAUCGCCAUGUGCGUGAAAGUCGGUUUAGCGCCGUUUCCCCCGAACAGCUGAUCCUGGAGCCUCGAGGAAGUUAGUUCACUUUAAUGGAGGGAGGUGCACAUGGUGGCGAAAGCACAAUAGCUGGCCUGCUUCUGACUUUAGGAACACCAGCAGCAGUUGUCGUUGCUGUUGUUGCUGGAUUCUGCCUGGCAAAGCUCCAGCCAACAUCACAGAAGAGGCACCUAAUUGAGUCAGAUCAGGACCCAGGAUCAAGAAUGGUUCGCGUGCGUAGAUCGGCUUCCGAUAAUGAAUGCCCAAUAUGUAUGGAUCCGGCAAAGUUUGCUGUGGAAACUAAUUGUGGGCAUAUGUACUGCUCAAAAUGCAUUAUCCAGAAUUGGAGAACUAACUUCACAAUGUCGCCCAUGAGUUGUCCAUUUUGUAGACAGGAGGUGACCAUACUUUUGCCAUGUUUCUCAGAAGGAGAGACAAAUACAGCAGAACUUACUGAAGUACAAGAGAGGGAAAGGCAAGUGUCGGACAUUCAGGAGUACAAUAGGAUGUAUUCAAAACAUCCCAGAUCACUCUACGGCCAGCUUCAGGACCUCCCAACCAUCCUGCGGCACAUCUGGGCUGAGUUGUUCACCUGGCGUGGUGUAGAGAUGAUCUCCCGCUUCAGAGUUCUGAUAUGCAUAGUCACAGCCAUCAUUUAUGCCAUCAUGCCCAUUGAUCUCAUCCCUGAAGCCUUUGUUGGCCUCUUGGGGCUCAUAGACGAUGUAAUUGUCAUAGCUUUCUUGUUAAUACAAGUCAGUGUCGUUUAUCGCACUGUAGUGGCCAAUAGAGAUUGGUAAUAGAUCCUAUUAGCAUAAAAAAAAACUUGGCUUUGAAUGAGCUUUAAUUUCUAUACUAAUGUAUAUACAGUGCAUAUUAACAACAAGGGAGUAAACUGUAUUUUAUUGUUUGAGUGCCUUCAGUUUUCUCCUCUUUAAGUUUCUUUUUAUCACUGGGGUAAUUUCCUUAAUGAAAACAGGGAAAAUACUUAGUUAUUCAAGGAUCUGUGUAAAAGGAAAAUGUUGAUUAUAGUUUUUUUCCCACAAACUUUAUGGUUCAACUUAAAACAUUUUCAAUUCUAAUGCUACCCAUGGAACAAAUUUUAUAAUAAAAAAAAUAUAAAAAAAAGAAAAAAAAAAAAAAAGAAAGAAAAUUAUAUGCAGUAGAAGCAAGAACUUUGGCUAAGAGAAACAUUUGGGCCAUGCCAUGAUUGCAUAAGGGAAUAUGGACACACACAAGGGUGGCUUUAUGUUGAAGGAAAUGAGAACAAAAAUGUGUAAGAAAACCAUCAGAAGGUGGGGAUCAAAUCCAAAAGUAAAAAUGUUUGGCCAAAACAAAAUACUAGUGGUUUGAGACAAGAAUUAGAAAAUAGUUAUUGUCUUAUUUAAAGGACAAAGGGAAUCCUUGUGUGUACAAUUAUUAUUGGUAUUGAAAAAUGUUUAAAGUUCUUGCUUCUUCUGUAAAUGAUCAAAAAUAGGUCUUUUCAUAUUUAUGUGCUUUUAUAUAUGUCAUGGUGCUAUCACUUACCCUAAAGGGAUUGUUUUUUUCAUUUAUCUGUUAUAGGCUGUGGUGGUUGAAAAUAUUUUUUUUCCUUUAGACAAUUGUAUUUUGUUAUUUGCAUCAGUUUGAUGUGCAUUUUGCUGAUAACAGUACACUUGCAAUUGUCACUUCAAAAAUAUACAAGUACUUUAUAUAUAAAUAUAUAUAUCUUGGUUUAAAGGUAGGAAAAAAAAAUUAUGAACAAUAGUGCCUUUUUGUUCCUGAAAUGAGUUAGGUGUGAAAUACUGACUGCUUACUUCCUUAGCUUGUAAUAUUUGAACAGAUUUUUCCUCACCAGUGCUGCAAACUUUUUCUAUUAUUUUUCACAGGAUCAGUAAAUGUUUCAGGUCAUAAUAUUGAUUAGACAAUGUUUUCCAGUAGUUGUAUAUACAAUGGUCGUACUCACAAUACAAGUUUAUAAUCAUCUAAAUUCUUAGUGCAAGAUAUAAAAUGUAUUGUAACCAGUAAUAGCAUGGGUUACAUAUACCAUAAAGUCACUUCGGAUAGUAUUAUACACAAUUCUGUUAAUUGAAAAAAAACUGUGAUAACUGAUUAAUAUGCUUAAAUAUGCAUUCUAUGUAUAUUCCUAUUCAGAAUAGUUUUUACCUUUAGUCAGAGAGUUAUGGCUAUGCCAGGUGAGCAGCACCAGAACUGUGUUUUGCUGCUUGGACAUAUUGCAAAUAGGAUUUUCUACUGCAACUUACAGUAGGAUUGUAAGUGAAUGAGCACUUUUGUACUGGAUCAAGAGGUAUUGGAGAAAAGUAGCCUCUUUUAUCAAACAAAUAAAUAUCAUCAUUUUCCAAGGAAACUAUGCUUG
Molecule: messenger RNA, 2386 nt
Organism: Penaeus indicus
Lineage: Eukaryota; Metazoa; Arthropoda; Malacostraca; Decapoda; Penaeidae
Product: E3 ubiquitin-protein ligase RNF170-like
Exons: 7
Coding region: 87-830 (247 amino acids)
Molecular function (GO): ubiquitin protein ligase activity
Source: RefSeq, a predicted model, not a curated record